Cylicocyclus nassatus is the source of this 2262-nucleotide messenger RNA. The record is from the annotation of a GenBank genome assembly. NCBI's taxonomy places the organism in Eukaryota, Metazoa, Nematoda, Chromadorea, Rhabditida, Strongylidae.
ACCCCACCAAAGCAGUCGAGCUUCAUGAAAGGGAUACAAGUGCAACGUUGGAACGGGAGACAAUCACUCAACGACUGUGUGGUUUUACGCAUGCGUUCUACGUCAAGGAACUUGCGGGGCAACGGGGACAUGGACAAGAUUCCAUUGAAAGAGGUCCCAGAGACAGUGGUUGACAAAGAUCGUGGAAUAACGUACAUCAGAGGCAAAUUCCUUGGCAAGGGAGGUUUUGCGCGAUGUUAUGAGCUUAGGAACUCGACUACAAAUGAAAUCUUCGCUGGUAAAAUUGUUUCAAAAACACUGCUGAUAAAGCCAUACCAACGCGAAAAGAUGUCCCAGGAAGUGCAAAUCCAUCGAAGCUUGAGUCAUCCACAUGUCGUACAACUGUACAGUUUCUUUGAAGAUGCUGACAAUGUUUACAUCACCUUGGAAUUGUGCGCACGCCGUUCUCUGAUGGAGCUUCAUAAAAGGAGAAGAGCUGUUACCGAACCGGAAGCUCGUUACUUCACCCAUCAGGUGUGUUUGGCUGUCGACUAUCUGCACGAUAAAAAAGUGAUUCACCGUGAUCUCAAAUUGGGCAACUUGUUCCUCAACGGGGAACUCCAGGUUAAAAUUGGAGACUUCGGCCUGGCAACUACUGUAGAUAAUGAAGGAGAACGAAAGAAGACUCUCUGUGGUACUCCUAAUUAUAUUGCACCUGAGGUGCUCGACAAGAAAGGACAUUCAUUCGAAGUCGAUAUAUGGGCUAUAGGUUGCAUACUAUACACGUUGCUCUUUGGGCGCCCACCUUUUGAGACGAAAUCUCUUAAGGAGACCUACAGUCGCAUCAAAUUGAAUCAGUAUCGAGUUCCUUCUACCGCCUCCCCUACUGCUGCUCAUCUCAUCCAGAACCUACUUGCUGCUGAUCCCGCAAAGCGUCCCACAGUGAAACAGGUAUUGGCUCAUGAGUUCUUCCGUUCUGGUUUCAUGCCCACGAGGCUUCCGAUAUCCUGCCUUACGAUGGCUCCUAAAUUCACUCGUCAUAGCGAGGUGGGUAUCCCAGCUUCAGUUGAUCGUCGUGCAGUUCCUGCCGGUGUGCUUAGCCCCAAGCAGUUGGUCAAGCAAGAUCUUAUGGGCACGCAUCCACGCGCCCUCAAUGCAGUGCCAGAAAACAAAGCUAUAGAUGGCGAACGUGUUGACAGAGGUGUUGCAUGUGUGAAGGUCCCAGAAGAUGUGUAUCUCUCCGAGCUUUACGAGCAGAUUACUUCGCUUGUUUCCGCACGAGUUCCAGAGCGGCAACUGCGGGUGGAAGAUGAAGCUCCGGAAGCCAUGCCCAUCUUUUGGAUUAGUAAAUGGGUCGAUUACUCCGACAAGUACGGGAUUGGUUACCAACUUUGUGACAACUCGGUUGGAGUGCUGUUCAACGAUAGUUCCAAACUUGUUUUGGAUGAGGCUGGUAAUGAGCUGACCUACAUCGAGAAAAAUGAUAAGGAGAAUUAUUAUGCCAUUGACUGCUUUCCGGACUCUCUCGCUAAGAAGGUUACUUUGCUAAAAUAUUUCCGAACGUACAUGAAUGAACAUCUUAUCAAAGCGGGAGCCCAUGUAGUGAAAAAGGAUGGAGAUGAUUUGGCUCGUUUACCGGUGCUUCGUUAUUGGUUCCGCACUCGAUCUGCCAUAGUUUUGCAUUUGUCUAAUGGAACCUUACAAAUCAACUUCUUUGAGGACCACACUAAAGCAAUAGUCUGUCCUCUGAUGGGUGCUAUCACAUACAUCGAUGAGCAAAGGAACUUCCGAGUGUAUAAACUGUCGCACCUUGAAAAGUACGGAUGUACCACAGCACUGAUGAGCCGAUUGCGAUAUGUUAAAACUAUGGUGGAACGACUGAUGACCUCAAACAACUCUCGACCCGGAGCUAUAAGCACUGUGCGGACACGAUCAUCAUCAGCAAGUGGUGGUUCGCAGAGUGCUCGACCUCAACUACGUCUAUGAGAAAAUUUCUGAACUGAAUGUAUCAACUACUAGCAUAUGACUGUAAAUUUUUCUUUCGUAAGCCUGUGCAUUUUUUAGGCAGACAUUUCUGAUGACAUGAGUUAUAUCCUCGAAAUUCAUUGUUUGCAUUGCGUCUAAUCUCAUUUCUUCCAAAUCUUUUUAGUUGGUUGGAACUCUGCUCAUAUCUGUGCUGAUAUUCAUCUUGACUAAUCUCUUAUGUUUACCUUAAAACGUGGUGGUAAAUCCAACGAACUUUCUGAAUGCAUAUCACUUGGUUCAUGCUCUGUUCAAUAUGUC